This is a messenger RNA of Arabidopsis arenosa, 1650 nucleotides long. The record is from the annotation of a GenBank genome assembly. Lineage: Eukaryota; Viridiplantae; Streptophyta; Magnoliopsida; Brassicales; Brassicaceae.
CAUCUCGUUCAACAAACCCACACAUGAAAGCUCUUCUCUGGGGAAGAAAAAAACUAAUCGCAAGCUCCGGCUGCAGCGGCGGCGGAGGAGUAAGCGGAGGAGGAGGAGGAGGAUUUUACUUGCCGCAACCAGAGCCGUUGAUUGGGAGAUCCAGUAGUUUAAGACCAGUAAUGGAAGGUCCUGAUCCAGACAACGGUGAAAUUUCUGGAGGGGAUUCGAAACGACUCGGGUCGGGUUUAAGUCACUGGGUCAAAGGUCAGUGGUCACGUGCUCCGUCCGUGACUUCAACGCCGGUUUAUCGGAGGUCUGAUUUGAGGCUUCUUCUCGGCGUUAUGGGAGCUCCUCUCGCUCCCAUUAACGUCUCUUCCUCCAAUCAUCUUCUUCAUCUCACCAUCAGAGACUCUCCCAUUGAAACAACAUCUGCACAAUACAUUUUGCAACAGUACACUGCAGCUUGUGGUGGUCACAAGUUACAAAACACCAUUAAGAACGCUUAUGCUAUGGGUAAGCUCAAGAUGAUAACUUCAGAGCUUGAAACUCCCACAGGAACAGUUCGAAAUCGAAACUCGACAAAGUCGGAAACUGGUGGGUUUGUUCUCUGGCAGAUGAAUCCUGAUAUGUGGUAUGUUGAGCUUUCUGUUGGUGGUAGUAAAGUUCGUGCUGGCUGCAAUGGCAAGCUUGUUUGGCGACAUACUCCUUGGCUUGGUUCUCACACUGCUAAAGGACCCGUCAGGCCUCUUCGUCGUGCACUUCAGGGACUUGACCCGAGAACUACUGCCACUAUGUUUGCUGAAUCGAAAUGUGUUGGAGAGAGGAAGGUGAAUGGUGAAGAUUGUUUCAUUCUGAAGCUAUGUACUGAUCCUGAAACGCUAAGGGCGAGGAGUGAAGGACCAGCGGAGAUCGUAAGACACAUCCUUUUCGGCUACUUCAGCCAAAGAACGGGACUUUUAGCACAAAUCGAGGAUUCUCAGUUGACCCGUAUCCAAUCUAACGAUGGGGAUGCUGUUUACUGGGAGACCACGAUCAAUUCAUCUCUAGACGAUUACAAACCAGUCGAAGGGAUCAUGAUUGCUCAUUCUGGACGCUCUGUUGUAACCCUUUUCAGAUUUGGGGAAGUCGCAAUGAGCCACACUAGGACAAAGAUGGAGGAAAGAUGGACCAUUGAAGAAGUCGCUUUCGAUGUUCCUGGUCUGUCUCUAGAUUGCUUUAUUCCACCUGCUGAUCUUAGGUCUGGUUCGUUAACUGAAACCUGCGAGUACUCGGGUCAGGAGGAGAAAGGGAAGAGUUCGAUUGCAUUAGCUGCAACAACAGCUCAUAGAGCUAAAGUUGCAGCCUUGGAGAAAGGAAGCUUCGACAAUGAUCCGGUUUGGCAUAUCGAUGUCUGAGUUUGGUAGGGAAGAUGCAAUCUGUGCAUAGUAAUGCUAGUAACAAGACUUGAAAUCAAACUAACUAACCCUUUUGUUUAGCAGCUCACAUAUUAGGAGUUUGAUUACACGAUUGGUUUAUUUAAGUUUCGUUUGUCUUUUUGUCUUUGUCGCCUUCAAUUUUUUUGAGUAAGGUGAUGGGAUUGAUUUGCAGCAAGAGAAGGAGAAUUGCUGCUUAAAAUCUUGAAUUUCUCUCAUCUUUUUCUAAUGAAAAUUUUCAAUCUAU